Molecule: messenger RNA, 2069 nt
Organism: Lytechinus pictus (painted urchin)
Lineage: Eukaryota; Metazoa; Echinodermata; Echinoidea; Temnopleuroida; Toxopneustidae
Product: protein CWC15 homolog
Exons: 7
Coding region: 144-800 (218 amino acids)
Biological process (GO): mRNA cis splicing, via spliceosome
Cellular component (GO): catalytic step 2 spliceosome
Molecular function (GO): RNA binding
Source: RefSeq, a predicted model, not a curated record
GUUCUUAUAAUCAAUGCCUGUAACUAUUAUGCUUACUUUUUUUUAACGAUCGAUGCAUGCUUAAUUGUUGUUUUACAUGUUACCCGUAAUUAGUGGUUGAAAUGCGAUCACUUAGUCGACGAAGGAAGGAUAGAUAGCCGAAGAUGACAACAGCAGCACGACCAACGUUCAACCCAGCAAAGGGAGGCAGUGGGAAAGGAGAAGGGGAUUUGAGUGCUCUAUCCAAGCAGUAUUCCAGUCGUGAUCUCCCAGGGCAUACAAAGUUGAAAUACAGACAACCUGGUCAGGACACGAGCGAUGAGCUCCGCAGCCGCGACUUCCGCAAAGAUCUUGAGGAUAGAGAGCGUGCAGCCCGGGAGAAGAGGAGCGAUAGGGGAAGGGAGUCGUCUAGUAGCAGUAGCACCAAGAGACCAAGGUUAGAACAGAUACCAGCCGCUAAUCUGGAUGCAGAUGAUCCUCUUGAUAAUGAUGAUGAUGAUGCAUCUGACGACAGUGAUGACGAGACAGCUGAACUUCUUGCUGAACUAAACAAAAUCAAGAAAGAAAGAGUUCAGGAAAAUUCAAGAAAGGAGCAAGAAAAGAAAGUCGAAGAGGAGAGGAUAAGAACAGAAAACAUUCUGAGCGGCAAUCCUCUCAUGUCAUCACAGAAAUCGGACUUCAAGGUCAAGAGAAGGUGGGAUGACGAUGUGGUCUUCAAGAACUGUGCCAGGGGGGAGGACGACAAGAAGGAGAAGAAGUUCAUCAACGAUACCCUCCGGUCAGAAUUCCACAAGAGAUUCCUGGAGAAAUACAUACACUAACCAAGGCACACGAGUGUGAGAACUCAAUUGGACGGUGCAUUAAUGCUUUGCUUUUUGUCAUGAAACAUCUUUUGAUGGUGCCCAACAAUGGUGGGCAAAGGAGGAACAACAUCAGAGAUUUGCACACCUUUUUCUAAUAGCUGGUGACAUGCAUUUAUAUAGAAAAUUUUAAUCAGACCUUGACCAGGAGAGACGUGUUGCUUGGUGCCCAACCCCUGGACAUGAAGAUAGAACUGUCUUUGGAGGAGGAGAAAGGUUUACCAUCUGAGCUUUGUUCACCAUUUUCCACAGGUAACACCAUCGGUUUAAAGUGAAAAUAUUACAUUUUGCUUCGGAUCUUUACCAUGAGAGAGCCGUUGCAUGGUGCCCGACCCCUGGACAUAAAGAUAGAAAUGUCAUUGCAGGAAGAGAAAGAAGGGUUACCAUCUGAGAUUGCCAUGGUUUCAUAGUGUAAACAUUGCUUUGACACUCAACAGUCAACACAGACACACAUAUCCACUACAUGUUCACCUGGCCACAUAUAUGUAGGCCUGCGAUUGUUGACCGCUAGUUUUGACAUUUUCUCAACUAUAACAAAGAAGCAGAAGGUAAAACUGGCCAAGUUUAAUGUAAAAAGUGUAUAGUCUUUUCUUUAUUUAGUGCAUUAUGUAUAUUUGUAAUAGUGAACUUGUGUUUCAGUUCAUUUCAAGUACAGGUAACUCUGCCUUAGUCAAAUCUUUUUUGACCAUAGAAAUCUGUUUGAAUAGAAAAAAGAAUAUAACACGUUUUAAAUAAUCUUGUCUAAAAAUUCCUUCGACUUCGGCAAAUAUUUGACUAAUUGAAAAUUGACUCGGGCAGAGUUACCUGUAAUUAUCUUAUUCUAUGUUAUCACUCUUAUUCUAUUAAUGAAUGAUAAUUUAUCAUUGACUACUGAAUGAUUCAAUUCUCAUGCACUUUGUACAUAGCUUAGUGAUUUCAGAAGGCAAUGGGUUAAAUCUUGUAUCGCUCUGGUGGGUGUUUCAUAAAGCUGUUCUUAAGUUACAAGUGACUUUACGAAUGACUGGUGACCCUUUCUUGGGAUCUAAGUCCACUCCAAUUAAAAUCUACCAGAGAUCAUUUUACCACAAGAAAGAUUCACCAGUUGUUAGUAAAUUUGCUUGUAAUUUAUGAACAGCUGUAUGAAAACCAGACCUGCUCGGACACUCUAUCUAGGAUAUAUUCUUGUCAAGAAUAGUAAACUCUGUAUGUUAUCUGUUUGUAAUUAGGGAAAGUAAAUCAAGAUAAAACUCA